UGACACUCGGGACCCUACGAAGAAUAGUCAGCAAAGUCCAAAUCUACAGUUUCUACUCUCACCUUCUCCGAUUCUUCCUGGAAGAAAACCCAUAAGUUCCACCAUUACAAGCUUUUCAGAUAUUGCUUAGAAACCUCUGUUUUGUUUCCUGCCUAAUUUUAUCUGUUUUUCUCCUUACUGAUGCUCAUAUACUUCCGUUGUUUCUAGUUUCUUUUCGGAUAUUGGGCGAUCUAUUCUCUGAUAUCUUUUAACACCAGAUUGAAAAUUUUCUCUUAUUUCCUCAUGUCGUUGUUACCUUCAUCUACCUCGUCUAUUUCUAGACAGAAAUAUGAUGUUUUCUUGAGUUUCAGAGGUGAAGAUACCCGCAAGAACUUUACGGAUCAUCUUUAUGAUGCUCUAAAACGGAGAGGCAUCGUCACUUUCAGGGAUGAUCCGAAGCUGGAGGCCGGCGAAGAGAUCGCACCGGAACUCUUUAAAGCCAUCCAACAAUCAUGGUGCUCGGUAAUCGUUUUUUCUGAAACCUAUGCUUUUUCAGGUUGGUGCUUGGAGGAGCUUGCUGAGAUUGUUAAACAAAAAAACGACAAGGGCCAUAAAGUAUUCCCAAUUUUCUACAACGUCGAUCCAUCUGAUUUAAGAAAACAAAAGGAAGAAGUUGAAAAAGCCUUUGCCAUACACGAAGAGAGGUACAAGGAAGAUAAAGAAAAGAUCCGAAAGUGGCGAAAUGCUUUGACUCAAGCGGCUAACAUCAAGGGAUGGCAUUCAAAGGACAGGAAUGAAUCAGAAUUCAUUGAAGAUAUUGUUAAAAAAAUAUCAGCAAAAUUAUGUCAAACAUAUCCGGUUGUUUAUGAUGAGCAGAUGGUCGGAAUUAAUUCACGCUUAGAGGAGCUGUAUUCAAAAAUAGACAUUGGGGAACAUGAUGUCCGCAUUAUAGGAAUUUGCGGAAUGGGCGGCAUCGGUAAAACAACUCUUGCAAGAGUUGUUUACAACCAAAUGUCAUCUCGUUUUGAAGGCAAAAGCUUUCUUGCUGAUGUUCGAGAAGUUUCAAAGAAAUGUGGACUUGUUUCUUUACAGAAGCAACUUCUUUCUCAGACCUUGUUUGAAGGAUGUCUUGAUAUUUUCGACGUUGAAGAAGGAAAAGCCAUCAUCAGUCAUAGAUUGUCUCACAAGAAGGUUCUUGUUGUUAUUGAUGAUGCUGAUAACAUGCAACACUUGAAAUGCUUGGUUGGAAGGCGUGAUUGGUUUGGCUCAGGGAGCAGAAUCAUUGUAACAACUAGAGACGAGCAUUUGCUCCGAUCUCACCGAGUUGAUGAUGUGUAUAAGCCUACAACAUUGAACUCCAAUGAUGCCCUCCGGCUUUUCAAUUCGAAAGCUUUCAAUAGUGAGACAGUGUUGGGAGAUGUUUUUGUUGAGCUUUCUGAACAAGUUGUACGUUAUGCUGGUGGUCUUCCCUUGGCGCUUGAAGUUUUGGGUUCAUUUUUGUGUGGUAGAGACGCAACUCAAUGGAGAAGUGCAAUCGAAAGACUUGAAAGAGAUUCUAACAAUGAAAUUCUUGACAGACUUCAAAUAAGUUUCGAUGGAUUGGACGAAAGAGAGAAGAACAUAUUUCUAGAUAUGGCAUGCUUCUUCAAUAGGGAGGAGAAAGAUUUUGUAAUGAAAGUAUUAGAUGGUUGUGGGUUUUUUCCGGAUAUCGGAAUCGAUGUUCUUAUUAAGAAAUCUCUCAUAAAAGUCGAUAGAGACAACAAAAAUUUGUGGAUGCAUGACUUGCUACGAGAAAUGGGAAGAAAAAUUGUUAGGAACAAAUCUAUUGAUGAACCUGGUAAACGUUGUAGGUUGUGGGAUGAAAGUGAUGUGUAUCAUGUACUAAUCAAAAACACUGCCACAGAGAUGAUUGAAGGCAUGAUCAUCGACGUUAUUAGGGAAUCAAACGUGAUGCUCCAUUUGAACGCCGAUGCUUUCUCAAAAAUGAAAAAACUGAGAUUGCUCAAAGUCUUUAGUAUUCAAAGUUGUGAUAAUCUCAAGUAUCUUUCUGAUGAGCUACGGCUUUUAUAUUGGCAAGAAUGCCCAUUGAAAUCUUUGCCUUCAUGCUUUGAACCAGACAACCUUGUUGCACUCCUCUUAUCUUACAGUCACAUUCAACAACUAUGGAAGGGAACCAGACCCCUGUAUAAGUUGAAAAUGAUCAAUCUGAAAGGGUCCCGAAACCUGAUCGAGACACCAGACUUCACGUUGGCCCCAAAUCUUGAAGUUUUGGUUUUGGAAGGUUGUACGAGAUUAGUAGGUGUUCAUCCAUCUGUUGGAGUUCAUAAGAGGCUUAAGCUUUUGAGCUUAAGAGGCUGCAAAAGUCUUAGGAAUCUUCCGGCCAAAAUUGGAAUGGAAUCUCUUCAAUCAUUAAUUCUAUCGGGCUGCUCAAAUCUUCAAAGGUUUCCAGAUAUUGAUGGGAAAAUGGAACGUUUAAAAACUCUUGAUCUCUCUGGUUGUUAUAAAGUUGGAAAUUUGCCCGGGAAUUUGCAGCAAGCAGAAUUUUUGGAGGAGCUUGACUUAAGCGAAACAGCCAUAACAGAACCACCAAUCUUCAUCUUCCGGUUUAAACACCUUAAGGAUUUGUCUCUCAGUGGAUGCAGGGGACGAUCAUCUAAGUUGCAACCAAAUCUGCCUCCUCUUUUUUAUGUAUUCCAAAGAGGGAGGACAAAUUCCAUUUCUCUGAUGUUACCUUUGUUGUCAAGUUUAAGUUCUUUGAAAGUGCUGAAACUAGCAGAUUGCGACCUCCGUGAAGGUGAUAUUCCUAGUGGAAUUUCUUGUCUAUCCUCUUUGAAAAGACUUGAUCUUAGUGGUAACAAUUUCGUCAGUAUACCCGCGUGUCUUACUCGACUUUCCAGGCUUUAUGAUCUUGGAUUGUCAAAUUGCAGGGAGCUUAAAUCGUUGCCUGAGCUUCUAACAAGUAUAAGCAGUUUGUGGAUUGAUGGUUGCACUUCUUUGGAACUAGUUGCAUAUCCAUCAAAAGUAUGCAAAUCAAUUUCAAGUGAUGAAGUAGUGUUUAGUGGUAUUCACUGUUACAGAUUGGCCGAGAAGAUCAAUGCAUUAACAUUGCUGAAAAAAAAUCUUAAGGUAUUUGCAAACGCAAGAAAAAUGUUUGAUGUUUGUAUUCCUGGAAGUGAAAUCCCAGAAUGGUUCAGCCAUCAGAGAGUUGAGUCCUCAAUCAAGAUACCACUGCCUCCCAGUAUUUGGAACGAUAGUCGAUGGAUGGGAGUUGCUUUCUGCUGUAUUUUUACCAAUGAUGAUGCUUCCAGGGAUGAGAGUCUUAUGUGUGAAGCUGCUAUCCAUCAUAUGAAUUCUGGAAAAGUUAGUUGUGAUGGAUCUGUUUUUCAGGGUAGAAAUACUCGAAUUGUCGAUUGUAGUGGUUGGGGUAUAUGUGAACCAUUUUACCCACCCAUAAUGAAGGACCACCGUUUUCUUCGUUACUGGUCACGUGACACACUGUAUCCAGUUUCCUCGGACGACAACUGUGGUGAAAGUGAAACCGAGAAUUUUUCAACAUCUGAUUGCUCAAAUCACGAAUGGGAUGAACUUGAACUGUCAAUCACAGACGAUAUUCCUGGCAACUGUGUUAAGGUGAAGAAAUGUGGGGUUCGAAUAGUGUACGAAAAAGAUUUAGAAGAUGUCCAACCCGUGAAAGAGCAAUGUAGCAGUCAAAGUUCUGUAGAAAUUGAAGAUUUCGACGAAGAUUUCUCUGAAUAACUUGUCAAGCCAAAACUUAUGUCCAUGAAGGGACAUCAAGAGAUGACAUUUAAACAACAGGUAUUUCUUUGUUUCGCUAAGGAGGUUCAUCGCUGCUGAUGUUUUGUGAUUUUGAGUAGUUUGUUCGAUUUUGAUUUUUCGUGUGGUGGUGAAGGUGAUGAUUCUGUUUAGCUGUGGAGAAGAUUGUGAGUGUCGGGGGAUGAUGAUGAAAGGUGUAUAAUCUUUUGGGACUAAAUUAAUAAAGUUUGUAAAUUUAAAGGA
This is a messenger RNA of Hibiscus syriacus, 3996 nucleotides long. RefSeq names its product TMV resistance protein N-like. NCBI's taxonomy places the organism in Eukaryota, Viridiplantae, Streptophyta, Magnoliopsida, Malvales, Malvaceae. Gene Ontology annotation, molecular function: protein binding; ADP binding; ATP hydrolysis activity. Bases 283 to 3735 code for a protein of 1150 amino acids. Gene Ontology annotation, biological process: signal transduction; defense response. The transcript is spliced from 7 exons. The record is from RefSeq and is a predicted model, not a curated record.